AUGACAGCAUUCGUCCCAGCGUGGGGCCUGCCAGAAGCCAGUACGCAGAGACCAACCGCCACCCGUUCCUGGCCCGGGUACAACAGCCAGGCGGAGCCGCACGGCCCCUCCUCGCUUCUAGCACCCACCCUGGCCUGCCUCCUGGGAGCCGGCGCAGCCUCCUCAGGAAGCAGGAGGCCGAAAAGGCGAUCGACUGGAUCGAACUUGGGCCUCCGGGCCUUCCGGCGCGAUCUGAGUCUAGAGGGCUAUCCCAUCCACAGUACAGGUUACUACUGGACUCUCUCGAAGUGCACGGAGGCUGUGAUUAUCUACAUCCCGAUCGCUGAUGACGUCAAGAAACAGGACGUCAUCUUCGACUGCCGCAAUGGCAUCCUCAAGACUGGCUUGGUGGAAGAGAAAGGCGGCUUAGUGAUCAACGACAAGCUGCUGUACGAAGUUGACGUCGAAAACUCGUACUUCCAACUAGAUGAUGGCGAGUACAAGGAGCGAUGUAUCGUGAUCUGGCUCGAGAAGCGCACUCGAGAACAGGUCUGGUACGCCUACGAUAGAUUUGAGCCCGUGAGCGAACGCUUCUUGCUCCAAAGCGAACGGACGAAAUCUGAGCUCAAGUAUGAGGUCACUGACAAGGUCUUCUUCGACAUUGAGAUUGACGAGAAGCCCAUGGGGCGCAUUGUCAUGGGCCUCUAUGGAGCGGACAUGCCCAGAACAGUUGAGAACUUCAAGUGCCUCUGCACCGGCGAGAAGGGAACGAGUGAGGAGACAGGGGAGCCACUCCACUACAAGGGCACCAGGUUUCACCGGGUGGUGCCUGGCUUCUGCAUCCAGGGCGGCCAGACUUUCGAGAACGAGGAAGGUUCCGGGGGAGAGUCCAUCUAUGGCCCCACCUUCGAGGAUGAGAACCUUCGCAUGAAGUUCCGGGACAAGGGGCUAUUAGCCAUGGCGAAUGGCGGUCCAAACACCAACGGAUCCCAGUUCUUCAUCACUACCAAGAAGGCGGACCAUCUCAACUUCAAGUACGUGGGCUUUGGCGAGGUCUUGAAAGGCUAUGAGGUCGUGAAAGCCAUCGAAUCCUUGG
Molecule: messenger RNA, 1075 nt
Organism: Symbiodinium pilosum
Lineage: Eukaryota; Dinophyceae; Suessiales; Symbiodiniaceae
Source: the annotation of a GenBank genome assembly